AUGACAUGCCAGGAAGCUCUGCAGCAGUGGGAAGGUGGCUACACAGCCUUCAAGUACGUUUAUUACGGAAGGGGGGUAUCCCGUGCAGCGCGCCGGAAGUGGGCAGGCUUACGGAUGAAUAUUUGUGCUUCAUGCGAGGGUUCAACUCGAAUGAAAACAGCUGUUUGUGCGUGCAGAGGGCAAGAUCCUCCAGUGUACAAAGACAAUACAGGGACGUACGAAGAUCCCAAUGCUGCGGCCCUUGCGAGCUUAUUGAGCGAAACGGCACAGAGCAUCUACUGUGGAACUGCAGCGGAGUGUGCAGACAAUGUCCCUAUCGUGUGUUAUAUCAAGCCUUCUGGAGUACAAGCUGACGCAAGUCCAGUAACCCGUCAGAUGUGGCACAAAUACGAUGAAUACAAGAAGAAGAAGCCCGUCCUGAAUGCGCAUGAGGGCCAAGACCUCCUGGAUGCGGUGAAUGCCGUGAGAGGUGCAGAGGAACUGAAUCUCGAUGAAUUCACUGCGGCACAGAGUGAAGAACUAGACGAAUUCCAGGAAAAGAGCGCAGCAGCAUCAUAUGAAAAUGCACUGUAUGCUCUAACAUGCGACCAGAUCAACAGCUCGACAAUCGACCCAGUGGUGGAAAAGGAGUACACUCUGAUUUACUAUUCCAAAGAAGGUGGAGAGGUUCCCACAGGGGAAGAAACCGUCGCGUUCUGGCAAACUGGUCUUGAGCAGCUUGGGUCAGUCGGCGUCCGCUUCGCUACCAGCCAAGAAGAGCGCCCACCUGCAUUCGAGGCAAAGGAUGAUGUAGUGAAGAGGACCCGGCGCGCAAGAAGGUCGGGAGUCUCAGGCAAUGAAAUCUACUACAGAAGCGAAGUGGCCGGCUAUGUCUCGAUGAUGGUUGAUGAGGCCCGCGAAAUGAGAUGCUAUGAUGCCACUGGCUGCACAAACUCCGCACUCAUUUGCUUCGUUAAAAAGCCAACACUAGUCCAGGGUGAACAGCCCAUCAGUGAGGAAACCUGGAACAAAAUUACGGGCACAGAGGAGCCUGAUGUUGAACCCGAACCCGAACCCAAGCCCCCUACCAUCUCUUUCACUAGACUCCAGGAAGGCAAGAGCUGCGUCAAGGAGAUCAACGGCUUCCGCACGCAAGAAACCCUGGGCUUGAAGGGUUUCACAGAAGCCAAGGCCAGUUCGAAAGCAACAAGAAACACACAGCUUAGCGAGCCCAUGAGUGGCGUGACUUGCGACGCUCUCAAGAAUGGAACUGUUACGAUUAUGGUGAGCCGCUCACGAGCUUCGUUUCAUCACGUCUUGGCCAUGCGCAUAGUAACUUUGAACAGCUUCCUCUUUGUACCAGUUUUGGUUGCAAGACGCUUCACAAAGCGCCACCGAAACGGUAAACAUCGAUAUUUUGUGCAUUUCCUACCUCGUCUGAUGUCAGACGAGGUAGAGAGUAUCAAGUUUCACUGUUUCGCCCUCCUUUUCUCAUCACAGGACCAAAAGAUGACAAAGAGCUUGAUGUACUACUCUGGCACUGAAGCCACUUGCUCCGUUGCUGUUGCAGCCUGGAAGAAGGGCUAUGAACAAUUCAGCGCAAUCCCACCAGCUUACACCACCAGCGAGGCUGUUUACAAAAAGGGUGAUGCAACGAACUUCGUUUCCCUCAUCAGCGAAGGGGAGAGUACCACAGCCACCUGCUACAGUGUUGAGGGCUGCGACCAGCAAGCUAUCGUUUGCGAGCUCUCUCCUGCAGUCUUCACAAAGGAUAAAGCACCCAUAUCCGAGAGCACCUGGAAAAAGGUUUCUGCGACGAUGUCUCAAGGCAACGGCGCUCCAGUUGCUUUCUCCACUACCCUCCUUAGCACCGCCUUGGUAGCGGCUGUUGCCUUUGCAUUCAACUUCUAA
Molecule: messenger RNA, 1890 nt
Organism: Eimeria tenella
Lineage: Eukaryota; Apicomplexa; Conoidasida; Eucoccidiorida; Eimeriidae
Exons: 9
Coding region: 1-1890 (629 amino acids)
Source: RefSeq, a predicted model, not a curated record